Messenger RNA from Colletotrichum fioriniae, 1116 nucleotides. NCBI's taxonomy places the organism in Eukaryota, Fungi, Ascomycota, Sordariomycetes, Glomerellales, Glomerellaceae. The record is from RefSeq and is a predicted model, not a curated record.
AUGGCGUCUCAAAACGAGAUUGCCGACCAACCCAUCGUGGGCUCACAGCCAUUGGCUCAUCACAAGGACACAUUUGCGUUCAGCACAAAAACAUUCGAUGACUGGAAGGCCUCCCCGCUGCCAUCCAUAAGUCUGCCCGAACCUUCUGGUCCUCGGUCUAUCAAGUUUCUGAAGUUUAGCGGGGUCGAGAUACGUUCGAGCGUUGUGGACUUCAAGCUGUCUCCCGAUGAACCUUUGGAUAUGAAUGCGGUACCGGAUGGCUACGCUAUUCUCAAGGUCACUGGGCGGUGUCCGAUGAAGACCCAGGUACUCCAAGUCCGCAUGAAGACAGUCUCCGACGCGUCGAUUCGAUGGGCACAUGAAUUCAAAAACCCCCCCAACCAGCGAGCCUGGGAGAUUCAUGCACGACCUGAGUUCAUAAGCGAUCUCAUGACGAUUCUCCAUUCUGGUUUCUUGCCUUUUGGUCCACGCAGAAGUUGCCAGGACAUUCUCGCUCUGUGCUACCUUGCCCGGCAGCACUUCAUAAUGGACAGAGUCAGACGAGUCCUGAAUACGUUACUGCAUGCCAGUACAGCCAUGACCAACCAAGAGUUAUGGUACAUGGUCCUCGCAGCACAGCCACUUUGCUGUGACAACCAGAAAAUUGGCCAUCUUGCAUUCAACAUCUUGGUCUGGCGGCAAGCAGGCUCCUUCUACCCCCUCCGCGAGACUCAAUUCUUGGAAGGGGACCACCUGUUCCACUAUGAAGAGAGCAAACUCAUCGCGGAUAUGGAAGAGCAUCGGCACUCAUUCACCCUUCAGCUUUGUGAGGCGGCGAGCAUGAUUAACCCGAGUCUGCUGCGGACCAUCUUCCUCCGCCCAGGCAAAGAUCGGUCGCUGUGGGAGAAGUUCACCUAUCUGCAGCACUUUUGCCAUCUGAAGUUCCCCAAACUCCCACUCGGAAGCGGAGAGUGGUCCUUUGAGGCUGUUCUCAACCAAGAAUCCCUCCAGAUGGCUGUCGUCAGGGAUGACGUUAUCGACGGAUCUCAUCACUUGUACGGGGAGAGACUCUGGUCCGUGCUACGUGACAUCUGGCUUCACAUUGCUCAGAUUUCCAACGAAUACAUCCUCUCGUAG